AGAAUGGCGGCGCAGGGGGCCCUGAGGCGCUGGUGGAUGUUGGCUCUAUGCGGUCGGACGAGCUGGUGUCCCGCUCCACUGUGCCGAGGACGAGCGCUGCCGAAGCCCCCGGUGGGCCCUGCCUGUGCAGUUGGCCACCCCCUGCGGUGGGCAUCGUCCUUCUCCCAGACAGGCCCGACAGAGAGUGAGUCCAGCGAGGGACAGAUCUUUCUCAGCGAGAGCUGCGUGAAGAGGCUGUUGGAGAUUACAGAAGGCUCAGAGUUUCUCAGGCUGCAGGUUGAAGGAGGUGGCUGUUCCGGAUUUCAGUACAAGUUUUCCUUGGACACAGUUAUCAAUCCUGAUGACAGGGUAUUUGAGCAAGGUGGUGCCCGCGUGGUUGUGGAUGUGGACAGCCUGGCCUUCGUGAAAGGUUCUAUGGUGGACUUCAGCCAGGAGCUGAUUCGCAGCUCCUUCCAGGUGGUGAGCAACCCCCAGGCAGAGAAGGGUUGCUCAUGUGGGACUUCCUUCUCUGUCAAGUUCUGAGCAGACUUCCCAUGGACGGACACAAUUUGCAGACACUUCCUGGCAGUCUUCAGAGGUUUUUUGCUCUUUCUUUUCCCAGCUACUCCCUCUCAUCUCCCUUACCCUGUAACACAGCUGUUAACACAUGACUCCAGCUGUGUGUGUCUGCAUUCAGCCUGUCUCCGAGACUUGUUGGUCUUCAGAAACAUGAAGUAGCCCUGAGCAUCCACACAGGAGCAUUUUCAGCACCUUGUGAACCACCAUUCAGGUGGUGCUGACUUGCCUACCCUGUCCUGAACAUGGAACCACUGCGCUGCUUAUCUCUGCAAGGGAUGGCUAUAUAUAUAUGUGUGUGUGUGUGUCUACUGGAAGUUCUUACUAAAGAAAUUAUUUUAUAUCGAUGGGUAUUGCUUGUACAUUCCCAUGAGUUGAGAAUUUGGAUUCUUCCAGGGUAUUCUUGCUUAUCUGUUGUCUUCCAGCCAAAUGGGGCUCAGAGUUUCUCUCCUGUAUAAUGCUCAGUGUUGCCAGCUCUCCAGUCCCCAACAGUGGGCUUUUCCAGAUACUUUGCUGGUUUCUUACCCAGCAGGCUUCUCUUGGUCUCAGGAAGCUACAGUGUUUUUGCUGUCAGUCUCUGGGGUGAAAGCUUUUACUUACUCAGAGUAAGUGAAGCUAAAAAAAGGCAGGUAGGAAGAAUUAACAUCUUAUUAAUUUUAUAUAAGAAAACCUUUUGUGUAAUUAUAUAUAUAUGUGUGUGUGUAUAUAUAUGUAUAAAAAACCAAAACACACAGCCCUACAUCACCCAAUCCCCCACUGCUAUUUUAGACUGUUCCUAAACCUGACUUGGAAAGUCAGGUCACACAGAAUCUCUGAUUUCAACACAAUAUGGUGACUUCCCUUGUCAGCAGGAAGGAAAGUUCAGGUGACCCAGGCAGAGGAGGAUCUGGAGUAUUAGUGAUCCUCAAGUCCUUUUGACUUAGUUGUCUGGGAAUCUUUGCUUCGUCGUUUAAUCUCUUGUCUAACUUGUGCCUGGUUUGAUGAAAGAAUAAAAUAUCUCUUUUCUGAAA
Molecule: messenger RNA, 1565 nt
Organism: Melopsittacus undulatus (budgerigar)
Lineage: Eukaryota; Metazoa; Chordata; Aves; Psittaciformes; Psittaculidae
Gene: ISCA2
Product: iron-sulfur cluster assembly 2
Exons: 4
Coding region: 4-522 (172 amino acids)
Biological process (GO): iron-sulfur cluster assembly
Cellular component (GO): mitochondrion
Molecular function (GO): 2 iron, 2 sulfur cluster binding; 4 iron, 4 sulfur cluster binding; iron ion binding
Source: RefSeq, a predicted model, not a curated record